AUGGAUAUUGCUGCUCGAAGUGAUAUAGGGUUGUACAGUCCGCCUGGAGCUCAACGUGAUAUAUGGGUGUACAGUCCGUCUGAAGAUCAAAGAGAUAUAGGGGUGCACAGUCCGCCUGGAGCUCAAAGUGGUAAAGGAGUGUACAGUCCGCCUGGAGUUCAAAGUGGCAUCGACGUGAACAGUCCGCCUGAAGGUCAAAGUGGCAUACAAGUGAACAGUCCGCCUGAAGUUCAGAGAGGCAUACAAGUGAACAGUCCGCCUGAAGUUCAGAGAGGCAUACAAGUGAACAGUCCGCCUGAAGUUCAGAGAGGCAUACAAGUGAACAGUCCGCCUGAAGUUCAGAGAGGCAUACAAGUGAACAGUCCGCCUGAAGUUCAGAGAGGCAUACAAGUGAACAGUCCGCCUGAAGGUCAAAGUGGCAUCGAAGUGAACAGUCCGCCUGAAGGUCAAAGUGGCAUACAAGUGAACAGUCCGCCUGAAGUUCAGAGAGGCAUACAAGUGAACAGUCCGCCUGAAGUUCAGAGAGGCAUACAAGUGAACAGUCCGCCUGAUGUUCAGAGAGGCAUACAAGUGAACAGUCCGCCUGAAGUUCAGAGUGGCAUACAAGUGAACAGUCCGCCUGAAGGUCAAAGUGGCAUACAAGUGAACAGUCCGCCUGAAGUUCAGAGAGGCAUACAAGUGAACAGUCCGCCUGAAGUUCAGAGAGGCAUACAAGUGAACAGGUCGCCUGAAGUUCAGAGUGGCAUACAAGUGAACAGUCCGCCUGAAGUUCAGAGAGGCAUACAAGUGAACAGUCCGCCUGAAGUUCAGAGAGGCAUACAAGUGAACAGUCCGCCUGAAGUUCAGAGAGGCAUACAAGUGAACAGUCCGCCUGAAGGUCAAAGUGGCAUACAAGUGAACAGUCCGCCUGAAGGUCAAAGUGAUAUGGGAUACUGGUGGAGAGCAUGCCUGCGCAUCCCCGAGUCUAGUCAUUCCGGAGUAUCCGUGUUUGAUCCCCUGCAUAAUCCACAUUGA
This is a messenger RNA of Mya arenaria, 1014 nucleotides long. Its product is annotated as fibrous sheath CABYR-binding protein-like. NCBI's taxonomy places the organism in Eukaryota, Metazoa, Mollusca, Bivalvia, Myida, Myidae. The coding region runs from base 1 to 1014 and encodes 337 amino acids. The transcript is spliced from 3 exons. The record is from RefSeq and is a predicted model, not a curated record.